UCCCUUCUCAGUUCUCACGGCAAGUGGGGCCCGAAGACUUAGCGGCUCCACGGAGUCGCCUCUCACUGCAAGCGGGGCCCACCUACUCGAGCCGCUAAGUCGGUGACGCAACGGUCAUUAGCCAUCGUAACCUUGCGCGGGAGAGAGAAAGAGAGCGCGCAGAGCAGCGCCGGAAAACCAAAAAGAAGCUCUAGGCCUCUCGCCGCCUCGCCGUGAUUUCUCGUCGCAAAAUUUAGGGUUUCCGGAGGGAGAGGCGGAGGGGCGGCGGCAGAGGAGAGGGGGAGGAAGGGGCGGUGGCUGGCGUAGGGGCACGUCCCACCGCCGUCGUCGGCGCUUGACGGAGGCCCGCCUCGCCGGAGUACGUCGUCGGACUCGGACGCUACCGGCGGCUACUACCCUCCACGCGUAUAUCUUCUCUGCGUCCGUUCGUAUAUCUUCGCUGCGUCCGCGAGGGGCGAUCUUGGCCUUGGUCGGUGUCGGGCAUGGCCAGAAACUCCAAGAACAAGACAAAAAAGAAGCGUGUCGAGAAAGACGCAGCGCCGCCGGCUCCGCGCCUCCAGGGCGCACCGUCAUCGAGACCCGACUCCAUGAGCCAACCGAGCGAGGCCGGGAAGGAGCGGCGACAAGAUACGCCCAUCGUCACCCACGCGUCCCCGACCUCUUCGUGGCGCGCGGAGCAGAAUCUGCUCCUUCGAGAUGAGCUCCCCGACGGUGACGCGCCCCCGGCCCCCUCCGAUGAAGGCGUCACCGGCGCGUGCUCGGGCUCCUCCGGGCGGCCGACAGAUGAUGGAUGGGAGACUGUAGCUUACAAGAGAAGCGGAAGGCGCUCAUCCAAGCCAGUGCAGCCACAGGCGCUCAUCAAGUCCGCCGCACCACAUAAUGCACGACGGUUCAGAAAACCAGCUACUCUCGCUCAAUACCAUGUCCCUGUCCCUGUCCCUGCAACAUCAACGCAAGCGCAGCACGCGCAGAUAGCAGAAGAGGAGGAUAUACCCUACAUUGGUGCACUUUUUGAGGAAAAGGAAGAGGGUGAUUCUGAAGAAGAGAGACAUGCACUUUAUUUGAAACAUUCAUCCAAGUGUAGCAAAGACCACAUGGUUUGCCUAAUCUGUUAUCUUGAGUUUGGGAAACCAAAACCAAUUAAUAGAUCCAAGGUUCAAGACCACUGUCAAGAAAUUCAUAAGACUCCCGGUAUCAAAUGCGAACAAAAAGGCUGCCAAGUGAGAGGACGAUGCAAAGGUGAUACGGGUAAACACAAGCGCUACAGUCAUGAUCUAGGGGCAGGGUGGCGGCAGAAAUUGGAUUGAUACCAGUGAAGUCCAGUGUGAUGAAAUACAAACAGUAGUCAGAUGGCUGAUGAUAAGUUUGGACUAUACAUCUUUCUGUAGUCAGAUGGCUGACAUAUAUUAGUUCUGAGCUUCUUGUAACAUUACAGACAGACCUGUGUUGUUUCCCCUUUACAUAAACAAAACAACAUACUGAAAGACAUCGAUACUCUUACUAUUAUACUACAUUAUAUAUGCCGGUGUACAAAGACUUGAUUGUGCUAGUUCAACGUGAAACUUCAUCCGAAGAACAUCAAACCA
Messenger RNA from Oryza brachyantha (malo sina), 1586 nucleotides. RefSeq lists its product as uncharacterized. The record is from RefSeq and is a predicted model, not a curated record. NCBI's taxonomy places the organism in Eukaryota, Viridiplantae, Streptophyta, Magnoliopsida, Poales, Poaceae. The transcript has 5 exons. The coding region runs from base 483 to 1307 and encodes 274 amino acids.